Messenger RNA from Lucilia cuprina (Australian sheep blowfly), 1297 nucleotides. Its product is annotated as L-lactate dehydrogenase. The coding region runs from base 266 to 1264 and encodes 332 amino acids. Gene Ontology annotation, molecular function: L-lactate dehydrogenase (NAD+) activity. Gene Ontology annotation, cellular component: cytoplasm. The record is from RefSeq and is a predicted model, not a curated record. NCBI's taxonomy places the organism in Eukaryota, Metazoa, Arthropoda, Insecta, Diptera, Calliphoridae. The transcript is spliced from 3 exons. Gene Ontology annotation, biological process: carboxylic acid metabolic process.
CAAAAAGUUAGUGAGUAAGAGUAAACGAACCAACGAAAGUUUACUUCCAGCAAAGCAGCAAAAGUAUACAAAAUAAAAAAAAAUAAUAAAUACACAUCAUUACUACACAACAGUAUUUCACCACAAUUUUCCUUUUGGAUUUAAUAAAACUACAUCAAACAGUACGUUGUCAAACGGCUAACAGAGCAGACGUUCUCCUUCAAACCAACAAUAAAAACAAAGUGAAUUAAUUUUUUUUUGGAAAAAAAAAAAUCAAAUAUAAAAAAUGGCCACCGUUAAAGAAAAUCUCAUGAACCAAGUUGCCGAAGUCUUGCCCUCGGGUGGCAAUAAGGUAACCAUUGUUGGUAUCGGUCAAGUCGGUAUGGCUUGCGCUUUCAGUAUUUUGGCCCAAAACAUCUCCAGCGAAGUUUGCCUCAUGGACGUCUGCAAAGAUAAGUUGAUGGGAGAAAUGAUGGAUUUGCAACACGGUUCCAAUUUCUUGAAGAAUCCCAAAAUCACCGCCAGUACCGAUUAUGCCGAUUCGGCCAACUCAAGAUUGUGCAUUGUCACCGCUGGCGUCAGACAAAAGGAGGGCGAAUCUCGUUUGUCGUUGGUACAACGUAACACUGAUAUCUUGAAGCACAUCAUUCCCAAAUUGGUGGAAAACAGUCCUGAUACCAUUUUGUUGAUGGUCUCCAACCCAGUUGAUAUCAUGACCUAUGUUGCCUGGAAAUUGUCUGGUUUACCCAAGAAUCGUGUUAUUGGUAGUGGUACCAAUUUGGAUUCUUCUCGUUUCCGUUUCUUGAUGUCUCAACGUUUGGGUGUUGCCCCCACCUCUUGCCACGGCUGGAUUAUUGGUGAACAUGGUGACAGUUCUGUGCCAGUAUGGUCUGGUGUUAACAUUGCUGGUGUUCGUUUGCGUGAAUUGAAUCCCAACAUUGGCUCCAGCGAAGAUCCCGAGAAAUGGAAUGAGGUACACAAGCAAGUCGUAGACUCUGCCUAUGAAGUCAUUAAGCUAAAGGGUUAUACUUCCUGGGCUAUUGGUCUCAGUACUGCUGCUUUAACCUCGGCUAUCUUGAGAAAUACUAGCGCUAUUGUUGCUGUAUCCACCUCGGUUAUGGGUGAACAUGGCAUCGACAAGGAUGUCUUCCUUUCUCUACCCUGUGCUUUGAACGCCAACGGUGUUACCCAUGUUGUCAAGCAAAUCUUGACCCAAACCGAAAUUGAACAAUUGCAAAAAUCCGCCAAUAUUAUGGCUGAAGUACAAGCUGGUCUUAAAUUCUAAGUUAAUCACAAAACCCUCCUAGUAAAUUAGAAA